Messenger RNA from Colletotrichum orchidophilum, 306 nucleotides. RefSeq lists its product as uncharacterized. Bases 1 to 306 code for a protein of 101 amino acids. The record is from RefSeq and is a predicted model, not a curated record. The transcript has a single exon. Lineage: Eukaryota; Fungi; Ascomycota; Sordariomycetes; Glomerellales; Glomerellaceae.
AUGCUCGAAAGAAGCCGUCAGCUGCGAGCCGAAGCAUCAUGGCCCCAUCAUCAGCCUCGCUGUUGCUUCUUACAAUGCUACCGUCAUUUCUGCCUCCGAAUCCUUGCCCCAUGUGCUCGAGAUCCCGCUCCCAUCGACCAGAUCACAUCAGCUCUUACUUCAGACAUGACCGACAAAUGUCGAAGCCAGGUCUUCCUCGAUCUCGGCAAGCCUGAGCCGAGGCAGACAAACUCGUCACGUCGUGAAGCUUUGCGUCAAAAGGGCCUGCACCGCGGGAGGCAAACCUUCUGUCACCAAGUCGACUGA